Molecule: messenger RNA, 1891 nt
Organism: Centruroides sculpturatus (bark scorpion)
Lineage: Eukaryota; Metazoa; Arthropoda; Arachnida; Scorpiones; Buthidae
Product: large neutral amino acids transporter small subunit 1-like
Exons: 9
Coding region: 176-1591 (471 amino acids)
Biological process (GO): amino acid transmembrane transport
Cellular component (GO): membrane
Molecular function (GO): L-amino acid transmembrane transporter activity
Source: RefSeq, a predicted model, not a curated record
GUGAAAAACAGGACACGGGAAAGAAAUCUUUACAAUAGAAGUGCUUAACCACGCCUCUGUCACGUGUUAUGACGUCAACUCCGGAAGGUUCACUUGUAUCCUAACGAGAGCAGAGCGCGUAUACUCCGGUUACGGUUUUGUCACAGAAAGUGCGGGAACUAAAACAAAUGAAAAUAUGGCACCCGAAGGAGGAACUCCGGCAGAAAUGGAAAAAUUGAAUUAUGAUUCCAAAGGAAAGGGUAGCGGAAUCCAUCUGAAGAAAGAACUAGGAGUGUUGAAUGGAGUGGCAAUUAUUGUUGGAAUAAUUGUUGGUUCAGGCAUAUUUGUAUCACCCAGAGGAGUAUUGAACGAAAGUGGAUCUAUAGGUUUGGCACUUCUAAUAUGGGUUCUCUGUGGUGUGUUGUGUAUGCUAGGUGCCUUAUGCUACGCCGAACUCGGUACCUCUAUACCAAAAUCGGGAGGAGAUUAUGCUUAUAUAUAUGAAGCGUUUGGCCCAAUAUUUUCGUUUUUAUUCCUAUGGGUAGCUAUGUUAAUAAUCAUGCCGACGGGUAAUGCCAUCGCUGCCUUAACUUUCGCGAAUUAUAUCUUGGAACCUUUUUUUCCGUCCUGCAACCCUCCUGCCAAUGCAGUUAGAUUAAUAGCAGCACUUGUUGUAAGUUUUCUAACUUUUAUCAAUUGCUACAAUGUCAAAUGGGCUACAAAAGUUCAAGUUGGCUUUACUUUUGCCAAAAUCAUUGCUCUUGUUGUAAUUAUUUUUACUGGAAUGAUUCAUUUGGCUCAAGGAAACCUUCAAAAUUUUGAUAGAGCAUUUGAAGGGACCACAACUGAACCAGGUUAUAUUGCUCUUGCAUUUUAUUCUGGACUUUUUUCUUAUUCAGGGUGGAAUUAUUUGAACUUUGUUACUGAGGAAAUGAAAAAUCCAUUCAGAAAUCUUCCCCGUGCUAUAUAUAUUUCUUUACCAAUGGUGACAAUCAUAUAUGUACUAGCCAAUGUGGCAUAUUUUGCAGUGUUGACAUCAAGUGAAGUAUUGUCAUCAAAUGCUGUUGCUGUGAUGUUAAAUCUUGCUAUAAGAUUAAAACAUUUGUUAUUAUUUUAUUUUAGAUUAUUUUUUGUUGGUGCACGUCAAGGACAUCUUCCUCGUGCCUUAGCAAUGAUUAAUAUUAAUCAUGUCACACCUACACCAAGUCUUAUUUUUUUAGGAAUAUUGACACUAGCAUAUUUAUCAACUACACAAGUUUAUGUUUUGAUAACAUAUACAUCUUUUGUGGAAUCUGCAUUUAUUACAUUGUCAGUAGCAGGCAUGCUGAAAUUAAGAUUUUCUAAUCCAGAUAUGCAACGCCCAAUAAAAGUAAACAUUUUAAUCCCAGUUAUAUUUCUUCUGGUAUGCAUGUUUCUGGUGGUAUUACCAUUCUAUGUUAGUCCAUUGGAAACAGGUGUCGGAAUUGGAAUCACAUUAACUGGAAUUCCUGUUUACUUUCUUGGAAUUUAUUGGAAAAACAAACCACCUUUUCUUCAAAAGUUUUUAGAUAAUUUUACUAAAAGUACUCAGAAAUUGAUGCUCAGUAUACCUCAAGAUGACUAUUCAGAUUAAUGAACAAAUAAACUGAAGAAUUAUAAAGCCCUUACAGUGUUAUUGGACAACUUCAGAAAGAAGUAGGACGAAUGAAGUGUUUGAAUAUUAGCAGUUUUCUACUGCUAAAUUUUUAUUGUACUUCUAUCAAUCAUUUUUCAACUUUAUAAAAUACAAUCAAAAUAUAGCUGAAAAAAUAUUUUAUAAACAUUUCAUAUGAUAUUUAUGAAUGCUGUAAAUUCUGGUACUUUGAAUCUGUGUGUGGAAAUGUUUAGAUUUUCAUAUAAUAUUUUUUCAGUAUAGAUCCAUUAUUCUAUAUUU